AUGUGGGACAGUCCUGACGUCGGUAGACCUUCCAACGGACAGGUCAUUUCACAGCCGGACGGGUUCAAAUUCACCGACGCUGAUUCUAGAUAUGGGGAUGACUACCGCAGCAGGCUCACGCCGGCGAAGCAAGCAGAGCCGCCAUUGGGCAUCCUCGCUGCAUUGGAAGGAAAAUGUUUUCGAGGACCGGGGAUCAACAUGAUCUUCCGUCCCAACAAUGGCCCACCUCCCGGCACCGACUUCCCCAACCCCGUCAACCCUCCGCCCCCAGAUGGCACCAGCGACAACGCCCUCGAGAUCAACUUGUACGAGGAGACGCUAAGCUUUUCAAAGGGCGUAGGAAGGGUCCCCAACCGCGGAUCGCAGAAGCAGCCCGACAUCGACCUCAACGCCAUCAUGUACCUGCAGUCCAUCAACGAUGUGACGAACCCCGACACGGGCGACGCCGACGGCACCCCUGUUUCCAUCCACAUCGAGAACGGCAUGUUCAUGCACGUCCCCAGCAGCGACGUAAAUCCGAAGAUCGGUACAACCAUCGGGAGAUGCGGCACCAUCCCCCAUGGCGUGGCCAUCCACCUGCAGGGCUUCGCACCCUCCUCGCCAUCCACGCACAAGGCCGGGCCUCCUCACAUUCCGUCUAUCAACACAACACCGUUCCAGACCAACAGUCCGAGCACCCAAGUCACCUUCCCCUCCCUCAUGGCCGCCAACCAGGACACGCCCCGCAUCCCACAGGACCUGACAAACUUCAUACAGCAGGGCACCAUCACGCAGGAGAUCCUCAACGACCCAACCACCAUCCUCCGCAACGCCAACAAGACGCGCAACAUCCUAUCCACAUCAACCCUUCAAAUGUCCUCCACCCCCACCGCAGGCAUCCAAACCGGCGGCGGCGUCAUCGGCAGCGCCUUCCUCAACGGCGACGCAACCCCAAGUCCAACCAGCCGCCCCAACGCCAAACCCCUCUCCGUCGACUUCACCUUGUGGAUCGAAACAGUCGAGUACGCCAUCCCGAUCCCGGCGUCAAACCCUACUCCCGCUUAUGGCCCGCUGGAGGUGCUGCACCAAGCCAUCAGGUUUGUCGUGCACCCGCCGCGGAGGGUGCGCGAGCCGAUGGUCCUGCGGAUCCGGACGGUGGAGCUGCAGUACCUGCAGGUGGUGCUGCUCGAGUUUGAUGGACUGUCGUGGCCGCACCCGAGCUGCGCCACGCUGAGGCCGGAGUGCGUGGUCGUGCCGCGGGAGCAUGAUGGUUGGGGGCAGAGAGGUGUGGGGUGUGAGGUGUGA
This is a messenger RNA of Chaetomium globosum CBS 148.51, 1284 nucleotides long. RefSeq lists its product as uncharacterized. The transcript has a single exon. Bases 1 to 1284 code for a protein of 427 amino acids. The record is from RefSeq and is a predicted model, not a curated record. NCBI's taxonomy places the organism in Eukaryota, Fungi, Ascomycota, Sordariomycetes, Sordariales, Chaetomiaceae.